GUCCACAACAUUCCCAACCAACCAACACGAAUGGAUGAUCAGAUGAUGGAGAUGCAACGCUUGAUGCCUUGUAACUCCCGCCUGGCUGCCUUUAUUAGUUGCCGUUCAUGCCUAUUCGCUGUUUGUCAAAAUUCCCGUGACAAUUGGAUACCACGUAGUAGUGUGGUAAAUGUUCCAUUUAGUCGCUCUGGGACUUGCAAACUUUGUCUCAACCCGCCCAAGUGCUCUAAUGAUGCCAAUAACUGCUCGACUUUUGUGCAGCCGUUUGGUAGGGAGGAUGGGGAGGAACUUUCUUAUAUUUCCUUCAAUGAAUCCAUUUGCGAAAUGUGCAUGUCAGGAGAAGUAAAUGAGGCGAUGUCCUUGCUCUCACAGAUGGAGGCUUUGGGCUCUCGUCCCAAUUUGAAAUCUUACACCCUCUUGAUAACAGCUCUCGGAAAUGUUGGCAGGACCUUGGAAGCUGAUGCUAUCUUCCAGGAAAUGACGAGUCUUGGAUACAGGCCCAGAGUCAAAGCUUUUAAUGUCUUACUUAGAUGUUUCUUGAGAAAAGGCCUGUCUGGGCUCGCUGAUAAGGUUCUACUUACAUUGGAUGACUUGGGAAUACAAAGAAACAGGGAAACCUAUGAAAUUCUUCUCGAGUACCAUGCACGGGCAAAACGUCUGGAGGAUACGUGGUUAGUCAUUGCUGAAAUGAGGAGAGAGGGAUAUCAUCCAAAUUCUUUUGUGUACAGUAAAGUUAUUGAACUUUACAGGGACAAUGGCAUGUGGAGAAAAGCGACAAGCAUUGUUGGAGAGAUACGGGGUAUGGGUUUGUCCCUAGACAGGAAAAUCUAUAACAGCAUAAUUGACACGUUUUGUAAAUAUGGUGAGUUAGGUGAAGCAGUAGAAGUUUUUAAGACAAUGCAGCUGGAGGGUAUAAUGCCGGACAUCACCACCUGGAACUCUUUGAUUCGGUGGCACUGCAAGUUUGGGGAUGUGUCUAAUGCUCUGGAUAUGUUCAUAAGCAUGCAAGAACAAGGCCUGUAUCCUGAUCCAAAGAUUUUCAUUACCAUUAUUUCCCGUUUGGGAGAACAGGGGAAAUGGGAUGUUAUAAAGAAAACUUCUGAGAAUAUCAAGCAUAGAGGGCACCACAGAAGUGGGGCCAUCUACGCUGUUCUGGCUGAUAUUUAUGGGCAAUAUGGGAGAUUUCAGGAUGCAGACAAUUGCAUAAACGCCCUAAGAUCAGAAGGGGUUAAACUUUCAGCAAGUACUUUUUGCAUCAUAGCAAAUGCUUAUGCGCAACAGGGAUUAUGCGAACAGACCAUUAAGGUUCUGCAGCUUAUGGAAGCAGAAGGAAUAGAACUUAACCUUUUAAUGCUAAAUGUGCUGCUCAACGCAUUUAGCACUGCAGGGAGGCAUUUGGAGGCACUAUCAGUUUUUAACCACAUAAGAGAGACGGGUUUUUGUCCUGAUGUAGUUACCUACAGCACACUUAUGAAGGCUUUUAUAAGGGCUAAAAAGUUUGAUCAGGUUCCUAGUAUAUAUAAAGAAAUGGAGUAUGCUGGAUGUACACCAGAUAGAAAGGCCAGAGAGAUGCUGCAAGCUGCUGAAAUGGUUCUCCAACAAAGGCAUUUGGAGUUUUUAAGUAAUACACCAUGAUAUCUUCUGCACAUGGCAAGCUAUUAUCACUAAUCAGCCCAGCCCUUCUUCUAAGUUCCAAGUCCUAAGUCCUAUCGGUGGCUGCUGCCCAUAGUGCAAAGCCCAGCAGCACUCCAAUAUGUCAUCCUCUGUUGUAGCAGGUGCUUCAUCUUCUUGCUCAGCUGCUUAUGUGAGAAACCUCUCCCUCAAAUCCAACUCCUCAAUUCCAUCUGCAAAUGCAAAGCGAUUAACUUCCCACUCUGAGAAAUUUAGCUUCCAAGGGUGCUCACUUCAAGAGGUCAAAUG
Molecule: messenger RNA, 1920 nt
Organism: Coffea eugenioides
Lineage: Eukaryota; Viridiplantae; Streptophyta; Magnoliopsida; Gentianales; Rubiaceae
Product: pentatricopeptide repeat-containing protein CRP1, chloroplastic-like
Exons: 5
Coding region: 31-1635 (534 amino acids)
Cellular component (GO): chloroplast
Molecular function (GO): protein binding
Source: RefSeq, a predicted model, not a curated record